Messenger RNA from Diuraphis noxia (Russian wheat aphid), 765 nucleotides. It is a transcript of the gene Tsen34, whose product is annotated as tRNA splicing endonuclease subunit 34. Gene Ontology annotation, biological process: tRNA splicing, via endonucleolytic cleavage and ligation; tRNA-type intron splice site recognition and cleavage. The record is from RefSeq and is a predicted model, not a curated record. Gene Ontology annotation, molecular function: tRNA-intron lyase activity; nucleic acid binding. NCBI's taxonomy places the organism in Eukaryota, Metazoa, Arthropoda, Insecta, Hemiptera, Aphididae.
UUGAUUUAUUUUAUUAUUUAUGAAUUGCUUUAUUAUUAUAUUUAAGCCAUGUGAAUAAUUAUUAAUUUGUAUAUUCCAAAUGUAUUUGUGGAAAGCAAAAUGAGCAAUAAUGUGAUUGAUAUACACAUGAUUAACAAUAAAGGAUUUAUUUGGAAUGUUAAUGAUUGGUACAUGUUACGGACAACUCAUCGCAUGUUGGGAAGUUUAAUUGGAACUUUGCCAUCCAUGCCACGCCAAGAAGAUCAAAAUGGUCUUCCUUGCCUUUUAUUACCUGAAGAAGUUCGAUUACUAGUUGAAAAUUGUAUAGGCCGUACUGUUGAGUAUCCAUCAUUUAUUUCUUUAAAUAUUAAAGAUACACCUAAAGUCAAUCCAUUUGAAACAUCACCAAAUGUUGUGAUACAUCUUGAUGAAAUAUGUUCAAACGUAAUUGAAGUACCAUUACCUGCAUUUAUGAAUGACUUAGAAAGGAUUAGGUAUAAAGUUUUUAAGGAUCUKUGGUCAAAAGGAUUUUAUCUAACUUGUGGUUUGAAGUUUGGAGGUGAUUUUUUGGUCUAUGAAGGUGAUCCUUUGGCUUAUCAUGCUAAGUAUAUAGUUAACUGUAGAGAUUUGGACAAGCAAAUAAUGGUUUCACGGAGUAGAGUUAGUUCAAUUACGAAUAAAAAAAUGGUGUUAGCAAAAGAUGAUGGAAACUCUAUAAAGUAUUUAAUUUAUCAUUUAAAUGAUACAUCUCAGAAUAAUGAUAAAAUUAAUUACACUUUUUAAUAU